AUGGCACAUACAUACGACCUCAACUUCUACACCUACUUUGACGUCAAGAUCCUCCCCGAGGCUGUCGAUCAGAUCUUGGAAUCGACUCGCACUGCCGCUGCCUCCGGAAACGGCUCCCUCGUUGAUGUCGAAUACCUCGGCCAUGUGGGCGAACUCGACAACCAUCUGCUCUAUCGUGUUCCCAAGCAAACGCACACGCAGACGCAGACACAGAUUCAGACACAGACACAGACACAGACGGACAGCGGCACGACCAACUCGCCAUUGCAUCGAAUUCGGGGCGAGGAACUGGAGGAACAAAGGAACAAGCAUAUUGUGGAUGCUAUUUCAGCAGUGCAGGGCGUUGUCCAUGUCGAUGUACAGACACUGCGACAUCGGGCUAAGCGGGACGAACUUUGA
This is a messenger RNA of Gamsiella multidivaricata, 399 nucleotides long. RefSeq lists its product as uncharacterized. NCBI's taxonomy places the organism in Eukaryota, Fungi, Mortierellomycota, Mortierellomycetes, Mortierellales, Mortierellaceae. The transcript has a single exon. Bases 1 to 399 code for a protein of 132 amino acids. The record is from RefSeq and is a predicted model, not a curated record.